Messenger RNA from Colletotrichum spaethianum, 1032 nucleotides. RefSeq names its product UBX domain-containing protein 1. Gene Ontology annotation, cellular component: cytosol; nucleus. Lineage: Eukaryota; Fungi; Ascomycota; Sordariomycetes; Glomerellales; Glomerellaceae. The coding region runs from base 1 to 1032 and encodes 343 amino acids. The record is from RefSeq and is a predicted model, not a curated record. The transcript has 3 exons. Gene Ontology annotation, molecular function: ubiquitin binding. Gene Ontology annotation, biological process: Golgi organization; membrane fusion; nuclear membrane reassembly.
AUGUCCGGCAGCAGCAACAGCGCUUCGCGCAACAACAUCUUGCGGGACUUCAAGAACCUAACGGGCAUGCCCGAAGCUCGUUGCACAGAGUACCUUGAGGCUGCGAACUGGGACAUUGGCCUCGCCGCCCAGGCUUACUACGCCGACCAUGAUUCCGAGGACGACGUCGAGCCCGUCGCGCAGGCCCAACCCGCAGCUCCUGCCCCCGCUGAAUACACCGGUCCCCGAACUCUCGAUGGCAGACCCGCACCGGACAAUGCUUCUCGCCCCGAGACUGCAUCGCCCGCUGGUCCUUCGCGCUCCAGUGUCUUUCGAGGAACUGGCAACACCGUCGGUGGCGAAGGAGCCGACAGCCGCAGCAUCCCCGACCCCGACGCUUUCCAGGAGGGUGCUGGCGGUCCGCCGGGCCCGAGCGGUGAGCCUCAGGAGCGCACUUUGCACCUGUGGCAGGAUGGCUUCAGCAUCGAUGACGGCGAGCUUCACCGAUUCGACGACCCGGAGAACGCAAUGGACUUGAACAUGAUUCGUGCUGGUAGAGCUCCUCUGCAUUUGAUGAACGUCCGUUAUGACCAGCCGGUGGACGUGAAGCUGCACCAGCACCAGGAGAACUACCACGCUCUACCCAAGAAGUACAAGCCCUUUGGCGGGGAGGGACGCCGACUCGGUAGCCCGGUUCCCGGCGAGGGCAGCUCUUCUGCGGCUGCGGCUGCGGCUGCUCCUGCUGUCUCAGCCAGCAGUCAGACCACUUCCGCCAGCUCGACAGACCCUCAGCAGGCAAUCGAUGAGUCCCAGCCCACCCUGACCCUGCGCAUCCAGCUGCCCAACGGCACAAGAUUGCCUGCUCGUUUUAACACAACGAACACCGUCAACGACGUCUACGAAUUCGUGCAGCGUGCAUCGGCCGACACCCGCACCAGGCAGUGGGUUCUGGCGACGACCUUCCCGAACAAGGAUCACACUGACCGCAGUCUGGUUCUGGGCGAAAUGCCCGAGUUCAAGAAGGGCGGUACUGCAGUUGUCAAGUGGGCUUGA